Seminavis robusta is the source of this 2205-nucleotide messenger RNA. The record is from the annotation of a GenBank genome assembly. NCBI's taxonomy places the organism in Eukaryota, Bacillariophyta, Bacillariophyceae, Naviculales, Naviculaceae.
AUGACACGGCUGAUAAGGCAACCGAGUCCGCUGACAUUGCGUGUCACGGGGUAUCACCACACUUUGGUAGCCUCUGUUCCGAGAAACUCCACAGCUACAAAACUUAACACCCAAAGACAACCCUCUUCCAGAACGAGUGAUCCGACUGGAUCCGUUCCCAAUGACAACCAUGUAAGGCGGCGGAGAAAAGAGCAAGCAGUGUUUCCAACCUCCAUGGGUCCAUUGAAGACAUUCUAUUACUUUAUUCAAGCACUGGGUAGAUCCGAUAACUCGGGAUGCAAGCAUCCCCAACCGUCAUUUAUUGCGACCUGCCCUGUAGGUGCCUUUAUUGUCUCUCAAUCCUCCCGCAGUGAAUGGAACUCACGGCUGGAUUGUAUGCAGCUCUCGGACACGCAAAUACAAUGCACGCCCAAAGAAAUCGACCCACGCUAUGACGGUCAAGAUAUUGACUUGGACGAUCAAAAUGGUGUCACCUUGGCGUGUUAUGGUCCCAUGACGAUCAGCGACACUGGAAAUAGUGGCGAUGAAGACCACAAGCAGCAGCAGCAAGCCCACGACAACCUGCAAGUAUCCGUGCAGGUCAUCGAAGGGACGUAUGAAUGCGACAAGGCAUUAGAGGCUCGGACCAUGCCCAAUCCCACGGUCGUGUCGGGUGGAAAUAUCUAUCAGACUGUAGCGAUUCAAAAGCAAUGUUCCAGCUCGGAACAAGAUGGCGAAGCUUGGGUGUUUGUCAAACCAACCUGUGGCAUCGCGGGGGGCAUUGCGCGAGAUAAUAUUGUAACAGCCGAAGACAUGCUGCAAGAGACUGUUGUACCGAUUCAGUAUGGCAGUAGCAGCAAUGGCAGUAGCUAUGAUUACAACAACACUCAAGAUCGGAGCGAUCGGAUUCCCACCAUUACGAUUGCUCAUUGCGAAAUUGAAGAUGAGUGUCAGGUGGAGUAUGUAUGUGCCAAUUUUACAUGCAGUGGUUUGACGUCCUGUGAUGUGGAUAUCCCUGACUUUGUUAUCAAUAGCACAUCUGACAGCACUACCACGUACAUGCCGGGUGAAGAAUGCCUGCCACGAGACUUUUCCAUGGAGCUAGACAAUGGAGAGGUCUGCGAGUUCAAUCUCAUGUGCACCAGCGAUAUUUGCAUCGAAGGAACGUGUCGUGCCGAGAGAUUGAAUGAUUUCCAAGUGUGCGAUGAGGGUGAGGACUGCAUGUCGAGUGCAUGUGGCAAACAUCCAGAGGACACUACGGUUGCCGGGAGCAUCGAAAGCGAAGACAUUCCAAAAAAGAUCUGCUGUCCCAGUGGCGGUACCUUUGGGCAUAGUGGGGACUCCUUCUGUACAGCAUCGCAACCCAUUGGCGCUGCCUGCCACAAGGAUGAUAUGUGCGAUAGUGGAAUAUGCAUCUUCCAGACUUGCCGAGAGAAUCUACUCGAUGAUGGCAUGGAAUGUGAAGAGCCCUCCGAUUGUUUGAACAGCGUUUGCGCCAACUAUCACGAUCCAAAUGGUGCGCAAGAGUGCUGUCCAACAGGUGACAGCAUUCUUUUAUCAGAAGGCGCUAAAUGCUCCAACCGGACCGCCGGUGAUACUUGUGAAAACAAUGUCAAUUCACUCUGUCAAAGCAACAUUUGUGUUGAAGGACUCUGUCUCGCGACGCAGCAACCACCAGGGCAAGUUUGUGACAACCACUUUGAUUGUGAAAAUGAUGCUUGUGCCUUGGAAUCAGCGGAUGCCGAAGCGCCCUACAUCUGUUGCUGGACCGGAGCCUACGAGUUCUUGCCAUAUCACGAGACGGUGACAAUUCGGACAACUCAUACCGGUUAUGAGAUCAGCUCCAACUCUUUGCGUGUUUGUACCGGACAACCAGUUGGGUCUUCCUGUGGCACGGACGUUCAGGAUCUUGAUGAAUUGUGCAACAGUGGAAUUUGCGUGGAUAGUGUCUGUGAGGCGGCACGACUUGCCCCCGGGUCCGUCUGCGCAGAAAACGAAGAUUGUGACAAUGACAUUUGUGCGUUUUCGUCUCUGGACGACACUGCUGGCAAGGUUUGUUGCGAGUCAAACGACUCCAAAAGUAUAUAUGUAGAAGGCAAGCUACGGCUGAAAGAUGUCUGCACAGGGCAACCGUUGGGAGCUCAGUGCGGAGUUCACGAUGCAGAUUCCCUGUGCGAAUCUGGCGCUUGCUUCAGUGGAGUAUGCGCAGUCCCCGUGUUUCCGUGA